Amoebophrya sp. A25 is the source of this 313-nucleotide messenger RNA. Lineage: Eukaryota; Dinophyceae; Syndiniales; Amoebophryaceae. The record is from the annotation of a GenBank genome assembly.
AGACGGCGUGCCUGCACGUCGUCGAGACCGCCUGUGGGAGAGCUCGGAGCGGAAUUUGUACACCUGUUUGCACAGUUUCUUGCGCAUCCGGAGUCGCAAAGAGCCGCCACAAGACUUGACUCCAGCUGAAUACUCGAAGUAUGUCGGCAUGGCGACAGAGUGCAUGCGCUUGUUAAGGCAUCACCGGGAUCGGUGCGUCCAUGCGCAAGAGCAAAUUGAGGAUAUCGCGAACCUCUCAGCGAUUCUGGAAGAGCAAAACGCCGAGCAGCCACUGCGUGUCGUUUCUGUUGCGCGCUUGCGUCAUUUUGUGGAG